AUGUGCAGGUCCACGGCCCGCCCAGCAGGGGGGGCCGUGAACUGUAGGCCCAGGGCCCGCCAGCAGGGGGCGAGGGACCGCCAGUGCAGAUCUAUGGCCCGCCAGCAGGGGGCGGUGGCCCUCCUCUGCAGGCCCAGGGCCUGCCCAGCAGGGGGUGGUGGACCUCCUCUGCAGCUCCACGGCUCGCCAGCAGGGGCGGUGGACCUUUACUGCAGGUCCAUGGCCCGCCAGCAGGGGGCGACGGUACUAAUCUGCAGCUCCACGGCCCGCCAGCAGGGAGCGAUGGAGCGCCACUGCAGGUCCACGGCUCGCCUCUUUGUUUGUGUUCCUUGUUGCCUAGGAGACAGCGGGAAGGUGACGACGGUGGUGGCCACGCCCGGGCAGGGUCCCGACAGACCCCAGGAGGUGUCCUACACCGACAUCAAGGUGAUUGGCCACGGGUCGUUUGGCGUGGUGUACCAGGCCCGCCUCAUGGACAGCCAGGAGCUGGUGGCCAUCAAGAAGGUGCUGCAGGACAAGAGGUUCAAGAACCGCGAGCUGCAGAUCAUGAGGAAGCUGGACCACUGUAACAUCGUCCGGCUCAGAUACUUCUUCUACUCCAGCGGCGAGAAGAAGGACGAGGUGUACCUGAACCUGGUGCUGGACUUCGUGCCAGAGACGGUCUACCGGGUGGCGCGGCACUUCAACAAGGCCAAGAGCAUCAUUCCCAUCAUCUACGUCAAGGUGUACAUGUACCAGCUGUUCCGCAGCCUGGCCUAUAUCCACUCGCAGGGCGUGUGCCACCGGGACAUCAAGCCCCAGAACCUGCUGGUGGACCCCGAGACAGCCGUGCUCAAGCUCUGCGACUUCGGCAGUGCCAAGCAGCUGGUGCGCGGCGAGCCCAACGUGUCGUACAUCUGCUCCCGGUACUACCGCGCCCCCGAGCUCAUCUUCGGCGCCACCGACUACACGGCCAACAUCGACAUCUGGUCGGCGGGCUGCGUGCUGGCCGAGCUGUUGCUGGGGCAACCCAUCUUCCCCGGCGACAGCGGCGUGGACCAGCUGGUGGAGAUCAUCAAGGUGCUGGGCACCCCGACCCGGGAGCAGAUCAGAGAGAUGAACCCCAACUACACAGAGUUCAAGUUCCCCCAGAUCAAAGCCCACCCCUGGACCAAGGUGUUCAAGCCGCGGACGCCCCCGGAGGCCAUCGCGCUGUGCUCCCGCCUGCUGGAGUACACCCCGGCCACGCGCUUCUCCCCCCUGGAGGCCUGCAGCCACGCCUUCUUCGACGAGCUGCGCCAGCCCAACACCCGGCUGCCCAGCGGCCGCGACCUGCCCCCCCUCUUCAACUACAGCAGCGCCGAUGGAACCGGUUCCGACUCGUCUCAGCACAGCUCCGUACCGGGAUCCCUGAACAGCAUCUGAACCCCCCCCCCCAACGCAAACACAAACGCACACAAACACGCACACACACUUGAACUACACACACCUCAUCUCUCCCCCUUCCCAUACUGUGUACUUCCCAUUUCUACUACACACACCCACACACUACACACAAACACACUACACAUGGAACAUAACCACUUGUUCGCUGUAUGACAGGGUGUAAAACUACAAGACUGGUACACUACACACACACACACAGACACACACACACACACACACACACACACACACACACACACACACACCCGCGCACAUGGCGGUGUGUUUGAUUGGUCUCCUAGCUGCUAGGAUGUGAUCUAAGACAGAGGGCCGGUCCUCUGGAGAAUAUUACCAUGUCCUUUUUUUAUUUAUUGAUUGGAGAAUUUUAAAACUGUUGUGGCGACCAUGAGACUUUUAUUUAGCUUUUUUUUUGUUUUCUUUGUGUCGUUAUUUUUGUACGUGACUGGAGUCGACGUUCCGAAGUCCUGAUAGUUCGGCGUUCCCGAUUGGCCGCUCACUGGCCCCUCCCCCCCCCCCCCCCCCCCAUCCAUUCCCGGUCGAGCCACUCUGGCCGGUGAAAUAAACCGUGAAUCUCUCUCCUGCUUCCUCUCACGUGAUUGGCCCACAUGUCGGCCCGGUGUGCGUCGGACUUCAGACCAAAACCACCUCUUGUGUUUUUAUCUGUUUACACUUCCGUUACCGUGUCAUGUUGAAGUUUCCCCGCAACCCCUCCCUCGCCGCCACUCUGUGUGUGUGUGUGUGUGUGUGUGUUUUUGUGUGUGUGCGUGUGUGUGUGUUUUUGUGUGUGCGUGUGUGUGUGUGUUAUUUAUGUUUUAUUCCAAACUACGAUGUAAGCUGCCAGUAUUUUAGGACUCCCCGUUGGUGAAUAUGAUUCUUUGACUUUGUUGUUUUAUUUGACCCUGCCCUUCUGUCCGCUGCCUCUGAGCUCCACACGUGGGUCGUGGCCACCUCCCCCCGUGUCAGUCGAUGCCUGGCCCAACGGCACGUGGGCAGUGGGAAUAGCCAAGGGUUGUCCCCCCCCCCCCCCCUUUUCAGCCCCUUUCCCGGCGCGGGUGCGUUGGUUUCGUGUCCCGGGGCGGGCCGGGUUGAUUGUUGUUGCACCCGGAGCCGUGCGGAGCUAUGAAGCGGUGUGAACCCCGCCCGGCCGCCGUCGCCCCGGGGGGCGAACCCAAUGCCCCUCUGCCUCCUGGAGUCCAGAAGCCAUCUCCUCUCUCUCUCCUCCCUCCCUCCCUCCCUCCCUCCCUCAUCGUUGCACAUGUGUAAAUAGGACCUGGUUUUUAAUUUGUGCUCUUGUCGAUACGUUGUUUAUAUUGUUUUAUUUUAUUUUAUUUUUCCAUGUUUUCAUUGCGUCAUGACUGAAGCGCGUUUUAGUUUUUUUUGUAAAUACGUCCUGGGUUCCACGGUGUCCAUGGCGACGCAGAAUGUAAAUAGAAGGUGAAACCGAGGGAGAGGAGACAUUCCACCGUCUGCCUCCUCCCCCCCGCCCUCCGUGUCUGUUAGGAUCUCUCUCUCUUCUCCGCCGCCCGGGCGGGCGUCUGUCUGUCCCUCGGGGCGGGUGUCUGUCUGUCCCUCGGGGCGGGUGUCUGUCUGUCCCUCGGGAGCGGGCGUCUGUCUGUCCCCCGGGGUGGGUGUCUGUCUGUCCCUCGGGGGUGGGUGUCUGUCUGUCCCUCGGGGGCGGGUGUCUGUCUGUCCCCCGGGGGCGGGUGUCUGUCUGUCCCUCGGGGCCGGGCGUCUGUCUGUCCCUCGGGGCGGGUGUCUGUCUGCCGCCCGGGCGUCUGUCUGUCCUUCUCGGGGGGCACUGUGGGUCCUUCUGUUUUCUAGAAACAGGAAACGCGUCAUUACCUCACAUAAAACGUUAUUUUAUUCUGGAGAGCGGUUGGCGGCGAUGGGUCGUCUUAAGCCUGGGUCUUAAUGGUUCGGGGACUCUCGGGGGGGAUAGGGGGUUUGGAGAUAGGUCAAGGGUCAGAAGCCAUGUGGGGUCAUAGAGAGAGGGUGGGCGCUAGGCACUGUAGUGUACCCUGUUAGUAGCAGGCUGUACUCUAGGCACGUCGGGAACCCCCGGAUGAAGUACUUCUUCUGUUCCCCGGGGGGGUGCGUCCCGGUGGUUUCCUCUCCGCCAUCGCUGCUAGGGCCACCGUGCCCGGAGCGUGCACGUGUGAGUGCGCACGUGCGCGCACAUGCUCGUGGCCCAGAGAUUGUACUCUGGCCUGUGGUUUCAAACCGUAUCCUCUAGAAACCCGACCCGUCUGUGCAGAGGACCUCUGUGAAGCCGCUGUCGGUCCUAGCCGACACUUUUUCAACACUUGAUAUUAUUUAGUUGUUUUGACUCUGGGUCUCGUUCGUUGUGAUGCUGUGUAGCUCCGGCCUGGCUCCGGGCCGACCGACGGGCGCAGGAGGAGAGAGAAACCACUGUUGUGUAUGUCACUACUUUGUGUAUGAUAUGGUGUCAUUUAAUAAAGUGAUGAAACUGUG
This is a messenger RNA of Gadus macrocephalus (Pacific cod), 3897 nucleotides long. Its product is annotated as glycogen synthase kinase-3 beta-like. Gene Ontology annotation, cellular component: cytosol; nucleus; cytoplasm. Gene Ontology annotation, molecular function: protein serine/threonine kinase activity; ATP binding. The record is from RefSeq and is a predicted model, not a curated record. Lineage: Eukaryota; Metazoa; Chordata; Actinopteri; Gadiformes; Gadidae. Gene Ontology annotation, biological process: extrinsic apoptotic signaling pathway in absence of ligand; insulin receptor signaling pathway; protein phosphorylation. The coding region runs from base 1 to 1404 and encodes 467 amino acids. The transcript is spliced from 11 exons.